CUCCCUCCUGUUUUUCACAUGAUCUGUAAGCUUUCACAGAGGAGAGAGACAGGAAUGUGGAGAGGAGCGACAACAGCGAUGGCUGAGCGAAGCCUCGGUCCCUCCAAAAUGCGUUUAUUUUACACUGUGAGUGUGACCAUCUGGGUGACACUCAUCCACUGCACCGAUGGAAUUCCCUGGACAGAAGAAAAGCUCCAUCACCGAGCCCUCACUCUAACACGAGCUGAGAUCAGCACGGCUGUGUCUCACACUGACCUGGAGCAGAUGUGGCAGAGGGACCUGAGGCCGCUGCUGGUCACCAGGUACCCCGGCUCUGCAGGCAGCACGGCCGUGCAGGAGCAUAUCAAAACCGUCCUGACUGGCCUGGGGGCGGGCUGGGAGGUGAUGGAGGAUAAGUUCAUGUCACAAACCCCCUACGGCCCCCUGCCCUUCACUAACCUAGUGGCCACCCUCAACUCAUCAGCCACGCGCCAGCUGGUCCUGGCCUGCCACUAUGACUCCAAGUACUACCCCCCCCAGUGGCACGGCAGGGAGUUCCAGGGAGCCACGGACUCUGCUGUUCCCUGCGCCAUGAUGCUGGAGCUGGCCCGAGCCCUGGAUGAGGAACUGAAAGCUCAGAAGAGCUCCAGUGCUGACCUCACCCUGCAGUUGCUCUUCUUUGAUGGCGAAGAGGCUCUUUUCCAGUGGACCCCCACAGACUCCCUUUAUGGCUCCCGGCACCUGGCACAGAAGAUGGAGGCCACCCCCCACCCUGCAGGAGCCACGGACACCAACCAGCUACACGGCAUGGAUCUGUUGGUGUUGUUGGACCUGAUCGGGGGCCCGAGCCCGAGCUUUGGCAACGAGUUCCCCAGCACAUCACACUGGCUCUCUAGGCUGCAGAGCAUCGAAAAGCGUUUACACUCCAUGAACCAGCUUGUGGAUCAUCCUGACAGCGUGCAAUAUUUCUGGCCCAAUAUACCGGUUGGUCACGUUCAAGAUGAUCAUAUACCAUUCCUAAACAGAGGUGUGCGCGUCCUCCAUCUGAUCCCCUCCCCUUUCCCGUCUGUAUGGCACACGUUUGACGACAACGAGCAGAACCUGGAUCGCGCCACCAUUCAGAACCUCAACAAGAUCAUCCAGGUGUUUGUUCUGGAGUACCUCAACGCCAGACCCGCCGUCCCUUCAAACCCACAGAAUGUCCCCUAAAAAGAAAAACAGCAUUACACCUUUGACGUUUCACUGUAGUAAAAUCUUUUAUUCUACAGACUGUAUUUAAUGUUGUUUGAACAGCAACAAUAUGUAUCUCUUCUUGAUCUUGUAAUUUCGACGUUGAAACUCAACUCAUCAGAUGGCUGCCAGCUAUAAAAAGCAUAGAGAAUAUGUUUAGAGAUCUACAUGCACAUAUUUUCAUUUCUUGGUACGAACCUAUUUCGGGGUAUGUGAAAUGUACUUUCUUCCAAAAUAAGACUUCAAGAACCUGACGCUUCAUCUUCCCUUAAGUCCCCAGCAACAACAUCAGUACACAGGAUCUUUUGUGUGUUUCCUUUUACUACACUGCUCUCUUUAUAUCAGCCCCCUCCUUUACACUGUGAUGAGGCAUCUUAGUGUCAAUGCUAAUGUCUGGAUCGUGUGCCUCAAAGAGAAAGAAUAAGAGCAGUGUAGAGGAAAUAAAAGAAAACAAUAAUGUGAACGGUUCAAAUGCUUUGACACCCUUUUUUUUUUUAAAGGC
Molecule: messenger RNA, 1711 nt
Organism: Notothenia coriiceps (black rockcod)
Lineage: Eukaryota; Metazoa; Chordata; Actinopteri; Perciformes; Nototheniidae
Gene: qpct
Product: glutaminyl-peptide cyclotransferase
Exons: 7
Coding region: 19-1188 (389 amino acids)
Molecular function (GO): glutaminyl-peptide cyclotransferase activity; zinc ion binding
Source: RefSeq, a predicted model, not a curated record